AUGAGCUACCUCUCUCCACUUCCGCAUCGCUUGAGCAUUCGUUCAAGACCAAGGGCACCCGUUCUGACUCGCUCCUUCAGCGAAUCAGCCCUUGUGGAUCUUUGCGCAGUGCCGGUGAUUCACCCCCGUCGCGAAGUUCCCAGUCGGCGAAUCUUUCGCGACCGCGAUCCAGCCUUCGUUCACUAUCAGAUUCAGGUGGGCACCCGUCGUGUACCCCUGGCGGACUUGAACUACAUAAGACAUCAUCCGGAGAGACUUCAGGAACAGCGCCGAUGGACAGUGCGCAGCUACUCUACACCUCGCAUGGGCUUCGUCCGAUCGCAAACGACCAACAGAUACUCCCGGCACACCUACGAGAUGGAGGUAUGA
Messenger RNA from Soboliphyme baturini, 369 nucleotides. The record is from the annotation of a GenBank genome assembly. Lineage: Eukaryota; Metazoa; Nematoda; Enoplea; Dioctophymatida; Soboliphymatidae.